AUGAGUAUUGGUUCACAAGAUGCCGUAAGAGGUACUGCUGGACCAGAAGUUGAAGUCCUUGACAACAUUUGUCAUAACAAAGAAGUACAAAAAAAUAAGGAAGGUAAGGCAAAGAGAGGUGCGGAAGCAUCUGCAAAAUCGUGGACACAAGACGAAGAUGUGUUGCUUUGUCGAGCUUUCUGCACUAUCUCGAGUGAUCCGAUUGUUGGGGCUCAACAGAGUUCAGAUGGCUUUUGGAGGUUUCGAGCUGACCAGAGGAGUGGCGAAAAUGAUGCUAUUGUGUUGCAAAAUGCAUUAAUGGAGUGGAAUAGUGAUGGUAAGAGGAAAGGAGCCUUCAAAUGGCUCUAUUGUUGGGAAAUUCUAAAAAAUAGUCCUAAGUUUCAAAGGUCAUCAACGACAAGUCGGGAAGGAAAAAUGUCUAGAAUGUUUGAAUCGGGAGAUCACACAUCUGGAACUGCCCAAGAUUUGGAGCAGGAUUGUGAUGAUGAUGAGAGAUAUGUGCGUCGCCCAAUUGGUCAAAAGGCAGCAAAUGCAGGGAAGAGAAAGGUAAAAUGUAGCAUGAGAAGUAACACUGAUCAGAAAGCUGUACGUAUGAUGGAAGUCUUUGGACAUAUUAAGGAUAUACAUGAAAAACAACAUAAUGAACGUAAAAAUUUGGUUCGUAUGGAGUCUUGGAAGGCCUAUCGAGAAAUGCUAAAGGAGGACAUUUCAACAAUGAGUGAAGAAGAAUUAGAAGCUCACUACGUGCUUCUUGCUGAACUGAAAGAGGAAUUGGGCCUCAAUUAA
Messenger RNA from Striga hermonthica, 786 nucleotides. NCBI's taxonomy places the organism in Eukaryota, Viridiplantae, Streptophyta, Magnoliopsida, Lamiales, Orobanchaceae. The record is from the annotation of a GenBank genome assembly.